Fomitopsis serialis is the source of this 282-nucleotide messenger RNA. RefSeq lists its product as uncharacterized. Bases 1 to 282 code for a protein of 93 amino acids. The record is from RefSeq and is a predicted model, not a curated record. The transcript is spliced from 3 exons. NCBI's taxonomy places the organism in Eukaryota, Fungi, Basidiomycota, Agaricomycetes, Polyporales, Fomitopsidaceae. Gene Ontology annotation, molecular function: protein binding.
AUGUCCACCGAUUGGCCGAUCGUAGUGCAAGACGUUCCUGGCAAGGGCAAGGGCGUCAUAGCCACCCGUCCUAUCACUGCGGGUGAACUUGUCCUCCUCGAGGCGCCUCUUUUCACUCUUCCUUCCGAGUACGAUAACUCUGCCGUACUAGCAAAAUUGGUUGCUCUGACGGGGAACAACUUCUGGGAAGACACGUUGCACAAGAUCAGCUUCCGCGCGCUGAAGGACGUCGCGGAAGGCGAAGAACUGUGUAUCUGCUAUACCGAGCCUUCUUGCACGUGA